AUGGCGUCCGGCAGCGCUCAGCCUUUCGCACCCACGUCGACACCUCAUCGUGUACAAAACUCGAAUCCUCCGAAUUUCGCGUCGCCGGUUGAGCCCAAUGGCGGCGCUUCGAGCAGCAAGGCUCCCUCGGCCACUCCGGCCCCUGCGCCUGUGAAGCAGCCGGUGUAUAAGGGCAGGACGCCGAGAAGUUAUAUUCCUGGUAUACCGCUCGGGCAGAGAGAUCUUGAACUAGCGAAUGGCGCUUUCAACCGCGCUGUCGGUGCACUCGUGGCCGACCAGCGCACCGCCGUCGAUCCAGACUAUGAGACAGCAUUUGUUGAUGCCCAUGAUGUAGUGCGAAGGUUAUUGCCGUAUCAUAUAUUCCAACUUCCGGUCGAGGCCGGCAAGGGAAAGCGUCGGGCGAGCGAGGCAGAUCUGGCCAGAGAGGAGCUCGCAGAAACUCGUUUUGCUUUGGAAUGCCACAAGCGCAAACGUGCUCUCGAAGAGCGCUUUCGCAAGGCACGCAUGAAACCGGGCAAACGCAAAGCACCGGAUGCAAUGACGUACUGGCUAGAAGCGAAGGGACUGGAGGACGACAAGGCGGAUAUGCAGGCGCUAAAUCACGAACUCCGCGCCGCCCGCGCCGAACUCGACCGCACCGAGCGCGCAGAAAGGGACAAACGCGCGUCUUCUACAGCCCGUGCUGCAUCUGCUGCGCCAAGUAGCGCUGCACCUGCCACACCAAGCACACCAUCGAGCGCAUAUACCCAUCCGUACCAGGCGUACCGGUACCCGUACGGCCAGAUGUCGCCGACUUAUAAUACGAAUGCCACGCCGUACUACGCCACGCCCGCAUCUGCCUCGGCUACUGCACCUGUGCCUUCGACUCCCGCUACACCAACGCCUGCUGCAGCUGCACCGGCGGUAGUGGUCACACCAUCAUCCCCUCGCGCGAAACCUACUGCAAGUACAAGCGCGAGUACGAAUGCAAUGGCCAUGCCCCGGGGCCCUGUCCCCCUCCAGCUCCCCGCGACCUCCCUCCCGCGUCUCAAUCAACUAGGCAUCUACCCUGCCCCACGCAGCACGUCAUCGGCUACGCCUACACCCUCCGCCAUCCUUCUCGGAACCGUCGACAACGGACGGCUGCUCAAUCUCGAGAUCAACCUCGCCGCCCUACAGCCUGCGCAGAUGACCGGCUUGGCGGAGAUGUUGACCGAGCUUACGCAGGCUAACAAGGCGCAGGCUAAUGGAGCCGUCGGACAGGCGGGGGAAGCGCCGAGUUAUGCACAGAUGGGCGCUCCGUACGCGUUGCCGAGCAAAGAGAAGGCGAAGGAGGGCAGUUAG
Peniophora sp. CBMAI 1063 is the source of this 1323-nucleotide messenger RNA. NCBI's taxonomy places the organism in Eukaryota, Fungi, Basidiomycota, Agaricomycetes, Russulales, Peniophoraceae. The record is from the annotation of a GenBank genome assembly.